AUGUCUGCUUCACUGGAUUCAUCGUUAGAUCCCAUGGAAGAAAUUCGAUUCCGUAAAAAACAUGGUGCUGUAUGGAUAGAGAUUCAGAAAGAAACACAUUUCACGUUUGAUGAGUUAGAACAGAUAAUGGUAAUUUUCUUCAAAAUACAGAAACGAGAUGAAAAACCCGCUGCAAGUGAUUUAAUAUCACGAGCCCACUUUAGGGACGUAUUACACACUGGUCUCGGUAUGACAGAUGCGUACAUGAUGGAGAGAGUCAUGGUGGCCCUUGACCGUGGCACUUCACCCUUCGUUACCAUGGCUACAUUUGCCAAAGCCUUAUCGCUUUAUCUCCGCGGUGAUCUUGAGGAGAGGAUUACUUAUGCUUUUACAUGCUAUGACUUAUUGGGAGAGGGUUCACUCAGACGGGAGACUAUGUAUCAGUUGAUGAAAAAAAGUUUGGCUAAAGCUUCCAGGGACGACGAUGUUGAAGAAGCUGUAAAGGAAUUAGUAGAUAUCAUGUUGAAGAGGAUGGAUGCAGAUUUAGAUGGGGUGAUAAAUUUUAACGACUUCCACGAGUCUGUUACAAAAACCCCUUCAUUGUUGGAGAGCCUGGGAUAUUGCCUGCCCGAGAGGCCCGCUGUGUACUCUUUUAUAGCCACUUGGUGUCCAAACUGGGGUAAAAUGUGA
Molecule: messenger RNA, 669 nt
Organism: Diatraea saccharalis (sugarcane borer)
Lineage: Eukaryota; Metazoa; Arthropoda; Insecta; Lepidoptera; Crambidae
Source: the annotation of a GenBank genome assembly